Pestalotiopsis fici W106-1 is the source of this 1491-nucleotide messenger RNA. RefSeq lists its product as uncharacterized. NCBI's taxonomy places the organism in Eukaryota, Fungi, Ascomycota, Sordariomycetes, Amphisphaeriales, Sporocadaceae. The transcript has 2 exons. The coding region runs from base 1 to 1491 and encodes 496 amino acids. The record is from RefSeq and is a predicted model, not a curated record.
AUGUCGCCGAAAGCGCCGGAAGUGCCCUCUUGUUCCCAGUGCAUUCGAGCCAAAGUUUCCUGCUCGGGCUAUCGAGACGAGUUUGCUCUACGUUUGCGAGACGAGACACUUGCCACAGGAACCAAGGUCUGCUUGAGGAAGGGAAACAAUCCGAUUCCAUCGUCUCAAGGCGUUCACAGCUCUUCCGCCAAGAGAUUGCAGGGGCCUUAUCGAGAUGCCAUGACUAUGACUUCGGGAUUGACCAACACCGGAAUCUCUCUGACGCCUGAACAUAUCUCCCUUUCGUUCUUCAUGCAAAGUUAUGCCCCCUAUAGUCUCUUUGACUAUUUACCCGAUCUCUACAAACUCGGUCCUGCGUUUGGAGAAUCAAUGGAGGAAGCUGUGUUGGUGCCAUCUAUCGCCUUGCUCUCUUAUCAAGUCAAAGAUCCAGCUCUUUUCCGACUCGCAUAUGCAAGAUACUCCAAGCUCGUCAAGAAGACCCAACAGGCCCUGAUAGCUGUGGAGCAAGCAAAGAGUGAUAGCACCCUCGUUUCAGUACUGUGCCUGGCGCUCUUUGAGGCAAUGUCCUUGCGCGAAAACCAGGACAUGGCUAACUGGAAUGCCCACAUCAAGGGGGCAGCUGCGCUGUUGGAGCUCAGAGGCAGUCAUCAAUUUGACAGCUGGCUUGGUCAGAAGCUGUAUCUCCAUGCUAGCCACAGUAUCAGUGCCAGCUGUGUGAUCAAAAAAGUUCCAGCACCCUCAGCCCUGCUCGAGGUUGACAAGACUGUGCCACCACAUGAUACCAAGUGCCUUUUGGCACUACGGCGCGGUCGACUGCUGAGAAUGCUUGCUGAAUACCAGCAGAAGAAGCUGAUUAUAUCCAAGGAGGCCAGGUUUCAGCAAUGCAAGUCCAUGAUUGAAGACAUUGGCGGUCAGAUGGAGGAGAUGACUCUUGUUGACCCUAUCAAGUUACUGAACUCUGGUGCGCUACAGAAUCUUCCUGCAUCAGUGAAAAACUAUAUGGAUAGCGCAGACUCCUACUCUUCUAUACGGUGGGCACAAGCUUGGAACAUCCUACGCAUGUUACGAAUCUUCAUGGCUGACGCCCUGUGCGGAUGGCUGGAUACAUUCAUUUCGAGAGCGGAAUCACUACCCUCUAGCGAUGCGGGUCAAGCCGAGCAGAUCGCGUCCCUGGCAAAACUACUGCACGUAAUGACCCAAAGAGUCAAGGAUUCGAUAGAUGGCAUCCUUCGUUCUGUUCCCUUCUUCAUCAAUCUGUCUGGAGAGCCACGCUUCACGGCACGCUCUCUUAUUGGCCCGCUCUACUCGGCUGCUUCUGCCAAGCUUGUAUCUUCUGAAGCAAAGGCGUGCGCAGCAGAUUGCCUGCGCUUGAUUGGUAAUUGCUACGGGUUGGAGCAAGCUUCAGAAGCAGCCAAGUCGGCGGACCACGGUUCCGACUUUGAUUCAUGGCAAGUGGACAGCUCAUUUGGCAGGGUGUAUGGCCUCUGCUAA